UAGAGGGAGUAAGAGUAGCCGUUCUGAAUCAGCUGAUCUCCGAUUCCGUCCACUCCUUCAAACUUCAACAGUGCAACCGAAAACCCCAAACCUGGCAACAAUGCACAGCACGAUGUUUCGGACCCUCCGUACAACACCAACAUCAACCUCCGACCUGAGCUCGCUCCGACCUUUAGGUUCUUCUUUCCACAGCCGAAACAAGCAUAGAAUCGUCACAGCUAUUCCUUGUGUUGGUUUCUCACGGUCACGCUUGUCUAUUAGCUGUUCGGUUCGUUUCCGUCCUUGCAUUGAUAUACACAAGGGGAAAGUGAAACAAAUUGUUGGGUCAACCAUUCAGGAUUUGAAGGAGGAUGGGUCAGCUCCUGUUACCAAUUUCGAAUCAGAUAAGUCAGCGGCUGAGUUUGCCAAUUUGUAUAAAGAAGAUGGACUUACGGGUGGUCAUGUCAUCAUGAUUGGAGCAGAUCCUUUGAGUAACAGUGCAGCCAUUGAAGCAUUGCACGCUUAUCCUGGCGGUUUGCAAAUUGGGGGCGGAAUCAAUUCUGACAAUUCGUUGAGUUACAUAGAGGAAGGAGCUAGCCAUGUCAUUGUCACAUCAUAUGUAUUCAAGAAUGGACAAAUGGACCUUGAAAGGCUUAAAGAUCUUGUUCGUGUUGUUGGAAAGCAGAGGCUUGUGUUGGACCUUAGUUGCAGAAAGAAGGAAGGUAAAUAUGCAAUUGUAACUGAUAGAUGGCAGAAGUUCACCGAUGUAUAUCUUGACGGAAAAAUAUUGGAUUUUCUUGCCAAAUAUGCGGAUGAGUUUCUUGUCCAUGGUGUUGAUGUUGAAGGGAAAAAGCUGGGAAUUGAUGAGGAGCUUGUGGCAUUGCUUGGGAAGCAUUCACCGAUUCCUGUAACUUAUGCUGGUGGUGUGACGGUGAUGGCUGAUUUAGAGAGAAUAAAGGUGGCUGGGAUGGGACGUGUGGAUGUUACCGUGGGCAGUGCUUUGGAUAUUUUUGGGGGCAAUAUGGCAUACAUGGAUGUAGUUGCUUGGCAUUCUCAGCAGGAGGCUUUUACAGUUUAGUGCCUCCUAUUGUGUUGUUUGUGUUUUUUAGUUCCAUGUCAGCUUUCGCAUCUCAUAUGCAAUUUAAGCAAAGAGAAUUAACUUAUCAAAUACUAAAAAUUUGAAGGAGAUUCUCAACCUUCUGGACUUGUAGAAUUGAUGUUGGGACUUGAAGAGAUGUUGGCAACCGGAAAUUUAGAAGAUUAAUGAGAAAAGAGAGGAAAAACUAGAAAAACUAUUGAAAUAAAUUAAGAAUUGAUUUGUCACUUGCUAA
Quercus lobata is the source of this 1310-nucleotide messenger RNA. Its product is annotated as 1-(5-phosphoribosyl)-5-[(5-phosphoribosylamino)methylideneamino] imidazole-4-carboxamide isomerase, chloroplastic-like. Gene Ontology annotation, cellular component: cytoplasm. The transcript has 8 exons. The record is from RefSeq and is a predicted model, not a curated record. NCBI's taxonomy places the organism in Eukaryota, Viridiplantae, Streptophyta, Magnoliopsida, Fagales, Fagaceae. Gene Ontology annotation, molecular function: 1-(5-phosphoribosyl)-5-[(5-phosphoribosylamino)methylideneamino]imidazole-4-carboxamide isomerase activity. Gene Ontology annotation, biological process: L-tryptophan biosynthetic process; L-histidine biosynthetic process. The coding region runs from base 101 to 1057 and encodes 318 amino acids.